AAUUUAUAGGAUGUCAUCGGGAUCACAUUUAAGCAAAGAAUUACAUGAUCUGGUCAAGUAAAUAGGAGAGACUCGUAGCAAAUAGGAAGAAGACAAGAUCAUCAUUAAAGAGGUUCAAUAAUUAAAGACGAAACUAAAUGAGAAGAACUUGCCACCUAAAAAAGUGAAGGAAAUGCUUAUUGGAGCAAUCUACAUUGAAAUGUUGGGGUAUGAUAUAAAAGUGAACUAUAAAGUCACGAUGCAUCUUUUUUACACAUCUAUGCAAUUCAUCUCACACAGUCCAAGAAUUUGGCACUUAAGCGAUUGGGCUAUUUGUGUUGUUCCUUAUUUUUGGAUAAUGAUAGUGAGCUACUUAUAUUGUUGGUGGCCACACUCCAAAAAGAUCUGACAUCAACCGAUGUUCAUGUUGUAGUCAAUGCUCUUACUGCAGUUGGAAAAUUGAUAAGUAAGACUUUUGUGAAUGCGUUGACAGAACCUGUAUUAAAAUUAUUGACUCAUAAUACUGAUGUUGUGAGGAAGAAAGUAUGUCAAUGAUAUCAAUCAUAGGCAUUGAUGGUGAUGUAGAUUAUCAGAUAGUUGAACCAAGAUUGCAUUACAGAAUAAGAUUAUGAUGAUAGAAUCAGAAGAGGAAUCCAAGACAAAGAACCAAGUGUUAUGGGAGCAGCUUUCAAUCUCUAUCAUGAAGAAUUAAAGAGAGGAGCUGUUUACAAGUACAAACCAUUGACAGGUACUUUUGUUUCAGUGCUCAAAUAAAUUAUAGAACAUAAACUACAUAAGGUAGAUUUUGAUUUAUUAAAAUCUAGGAUUAUGAUUAUCAUAGAUUUCCUGCUCCUUGGUUAUAAAUUAAGUUACUUCAGAUCCUUACUCUUUUGGGAGCCAAUGAUUUGAAAGUGAGCGAGUAGAUUUAUGAAGUAUUGGGAUCAACUUUAAGGAGAGCUGAUGACACAGCUAUCAAUAUAGGUUAUGCUGUGACUUAUCAAUGUGUUAAAUGCAUUAGUGGUAUUUAUCCUAAACAAGGUCUACUUGAAUAAGCAGCUAAUUCUGUAUCUAGAUUUUUGAAAUCUGAGGAUAAUAAUCUUAAAUAUUUCGGAAUUAAUGCCUUAACUUAAAUCGUUUCUAUUUCAUAGAAGUAUGUAUUAGAACAUCAAAUGACAAUUGUAGAUUGUCUGGAAUCUAAUGAUGAUACAUUAAAGAAAGAAACCUUAGAGUUACUAUUUAAAAUGACAAAUGAACAAAAUUGUGAAGUCAUUAUCUAAAAAUUGAUUCAUUUUCUCAAAACAAGUUCAGAUACUAAUUUCAAAAAGGAUUUGUUUGUUAAAAUAUCUUUAUUAAAUGAAAAACAUGCACCUACUCAGGAAUGGUUCAUUAAGACUGCUAACACAUUAUUUGAAUUCGGAUCUGAAUUCAUUGAUAAUGAUGUCAGAAACAAUUUCUUUAAAUUAUUAAUAGAUAAUUUUAAUGAUAUUGGAACUGAAUUUGGUGUGUUCAUUACUGAAAUUUAUUCUGAUCUAUUAAAAAAUGAUCUGUAAGACAAUAUUUUGAAAAUUGUCUGUUGGGUUAUUGGUGAAAUUGGAUCAUAAAUCUAUGAUUAAGAUCCAAAUAAAUUGAAUGAAUUAACCCAAUUAGUAAUCGCUAAAUUAGAUUCACAAUUAGAAUCAGAAACAACCAAAUCAUGGAUAUUAACAUGUUUGGCUAAAUUACAAUCAGCAAGAUCAUUUUAAAUGUUUGAUUAAACCAGAGCUAUCUUUUAAAAAUAUAUGCAAUCAAAAAAUUUAGAUUGUUAAUAAAGAGCUGUAGACUUUUAUACCCUUGCAAAAUUUAAUGCAGCCCUCAAAUCUUCCAAAGAUACCACUGUGGAUCCAAAAAUGUCAUUCUUAGAUGCAUACGUCGAAUAAGAAAGAAAGCGAGGAGCUCAACGAUAUAAUCCAUCAUUAUAAGUUAAAGCAGCUGCUUUAGGUUCAGCAGCAGAAGCACCUACUCUUAACUUUGGACCUUAUGGAGGUGCCAAAACUAGUACUUUCGGAGCUGGAGCUGAAGAAAAUAAAACAACAAAUUAGAAUCCUUCAGCUCCAAUUAUAGCAGGACCUUGGGAUGACUCAGGUUACACCUAAAAGUAACCACCAGUUCCAAAACCUGUGAAUGCAAUUCCAAUUGCUAUAGGAUCAACAACAGGAAUCGGAAGUAAUACAAUUGGUUAAACAAUAUCGAAAACAACAAUGCAAGCUAUGGGCAGUGGACAAAUGGGAGUAAAUAAUAAUCUACCUUAAAAUCCAUACAUUCCACCUGUCAGACCUCUACCUCCAAAAGAAGAUCCAAAUUUGAAGGAAAAGCAGAAAUUAGCAUAUCAAAUUUUUGCUCCCAUUUCCUAAACAUAACAACAAUCUUAGUAAUUAUAAUUAUUUAUGUAUUAGAUCAACCUAGAAAAAAGGAAUCUCAGGUAUGGCUACAUAGAAACCUAUGAAUGCAAAUGCAAAUCCAAUCCAAGCAUCUCAAUAAAAACCACCAGCUUAAGUUUUGAAUUUAUUAGAGAUUGAUGACCCUAAACCAUCUUAAUAACCAAUCGCUGAGUUUCCUUAAGUAUAUGUGUAGCAACCAUAAAUUAUAACUCAAAAACCAGUAGUUCCUCAAUAACAACAACCUUAAUAAUAAUAGAUUUAAACUUCUCCUAUUUAGGCAUAGCCUAUUCCUUAACAAUAAAUUAGAUCAUAUAUUCCAGCAAAUAUUAAUGUAGAUCAAUAUGAACAACUUUGGGAGAGAAAUCAAAAUGUCAAAGAGGUUACUUUGUAAAGCAAGAUCAAAUCGGAAUAGGAUUUCAAAAGGAUGAUCUAAAGUAUUAAUAUAAAUGUAUUUCUAAUCCUAAUUAUUCUUUUUAGGUUAUUGAAGUGAUUGAUUAGGAAAUUAUUUGUGCAGGUGCCAAUGCAGAAAGCAAGAGUUGUGUUCUAAUAUAUGGUUGUUACAAUUCAAAUGGGUCAUUGGAUCUGAAAAUUAAUAGUACUGACCCCUUGGAUGCUGAAUACAUUUUAGUUGUUAUUAAGAGAUAAUUCUGUUGA
Molecule: messenger RNA, 3050 nt
Organism: Paramecium octaurelia
Lineage: Eukaryota; Ciliophora; Oligohymenophorea; Peniculida; Parameciidae
Source: the annotation of a GenBank genome assembly